AUGAAAUUGAAAGACGUAAAAUCAGUACUUUCACAGCUUAAGCCUUUUAAAACGCCAAAAAUUAAAUAUGAGCAGUACAUAACACCGCCAUCUCUCUCAGCAACAACGGUGCACAUGAUUGAAACGGUAUACAGCGAUAUUCGCGGGAAGAAUGUCCUGGAUUUGUGUGGCGGGACGGGAAUGUUAGGAAUAACAUGCACGUUCUAUGAGCCUUUGUCCGUUGUGAAUGUGGAUAUUGACCGGGAUGCGUUGGAGAUAUGCAGAGAAAACAUGGCGGCCGUGGAUCAACACGUUGAUUUGGUAAACUCCGAUUUUCAAAGUUUGCGAGUGAGCACCAAAUUUGAUACAUGCGUUAUGAACCCGCCAUUUGGUAUGCGGUGCAAGGGAGUUGAUGUACUAGCGAUUGAAGCCGCGCUGAGAUGCAGCGAUGUGGUAUAUGUGCUGCACUCUACGAAGACCCGUGAUUAUUAUUUAAAUAAAUUUGAUCAUAUUGAGGUUAUAGCAGAGACAAAGUAUGAUUUGCCCAGCUCAUACCUUUUUCAUAAAAAGAAAAACAAGGUGAUAGAUGUAGAUCUGUACAGAAUUACGAAUGGAUAA
Vavraia culicis subsp. floridensis is the source of this 597-nucleotide messenger RNA. RefSeq lists its product as uncharacterized. The record is from RefSeq and is a predicted model, not a curated record. Gene Ontology annotation, biological process: methylation. Gene Ontology annotation, molecular function: methyltransferase activity; nucleic acid binding. Lineage: Eukaryota; Fungi; Microsporidia; Pleistophoridae. The transcript has a single exon. Bases 1 to 597 code for a protein of 198 amino acids.